CUUCUCUUCGCCACCCUUCCGUCUUCUUCCCCCCUCCCCUCUCCGCCUGCCCCUUUCAGUUGCCUAGUAAACCCCUCCCAGUUUAGCUGCCGCAAGCGCUAGAAGCGGCGGAAGAAGAUGGCGCUGACCAGCUUUUUACCUGCUCCAACUCAGCUUUCUCAGGACCAGCUUGAGGCUGAGGAAAGGGCAAGAUCCCAGAGAUCAAGACAGACUGCACUGGUCUCCUCAAGAAGAGAACCUCCCCCUUAUGGGUAUCGGAAAGGUUGGAUCCCUCGUUUGUUGGAGGAUUUUGGAGAUGGAGGUGCCUUUCCAGAAAUACAUGUGGCCCAAUACCCAUUGGAUAUGGGUAGAAAGAAAAAAAUGUCCAAUGCAUUGGCCAUUCAAGUGGAUGCAGAGGGAAAGAUUAAAUAUGAUGCAAUUGCUCGACAAGGACAAUCAAAGGACAAGGUCAUUUAUAGCAAGUACACUGACCUGGUUCCCAAAGAAGUUAUGAAUGCAGAUGACCCAGACCUACAAAGACCUGAUGAAGAAGCUAUUAAAGAGAUUACAGAAAAGACCCGAGUUGCCCUAGAGAAAUCUGUAUCUCAGAAGGUUGCUGCAGCUAUGCCAGUUCGAGCUGCAGAUAAAUUAGCUCCAGCUCAGUAUAUCCGGUACACACCGUCUCAGCAAGGAGUAGCUUUCAAUUCUGGCGCUAAGCAAAGAGUUAUUCGGAUGGUGGAAAUGCAAAAAGAUCCAAUGGAGCCUCCAAGGUUCAAAAUUAAUAAGAAAAUUCCUCGUGGGCCUCCUUCUCCUCCUGCACCUGUCAUGCACUCUCCUAGUCGAAAGAUGACUGUGAAAGAGCAGCAAGAGUGGAAAAUUCCUCCUUGUAUUUCAAACUGGAAAAAUGCAAAGGGCUAUACUAUUCCAUUAGACAAACGUCUAGCUGCUGAUGGAAGAGGACUGCAGACAGUUCACAUAAAUGAAAACUUUGCCAAACUUGCUGAAGCACUCUACAUUGCUGAUAGAAAGGCUCGUGAGGCAGUGGAGAUGCGGGCUCAAGUGGAGAGAAAGAUGGCCCAAAAGGAAAAAGAGAAACAUGAAGAGAAGCUUCGAGAAAUGGCCCAGAAAGCUCGUGAGAGAAGAGCUGGAAUCAAGACCCAUGUAGAAAAAGAGGAUGGGGAGGCUCGGGAACGAGAUGAAAUAAGACAUGAUAGACGCAAAGAGAGACAGCAUGACAGGAAUCUUUCCAGAGCAGCUCCUGAUAAAAGGUCAAAACUACAGAGAAAUGAGAAUCGAGAUAUCAGUGAAGUCAUUGCUCUUGGUGUGCCCAAUCCUCGAACUUCCAAUGAAGUUCAGUAUGACCAAAGACUGUUCAACCAGACUAAGGGUAUGGACAGUGGUUUUGCUGGUGGAGAAGAUGAAAUUUAUAAUGUUUACGAUCAAGCAUGGAGAAGUGGCAAAGACAUGGCCCAAAAUAUCUACAGACCCAGCAAAAAUCUGGACAAAGAUAUGUAUGGUGAUGACCUAGAGGCCCGAAUAAAGACCAACAGAUUUGUUCCUGAUAAGGAGUUCUCUGGCUCAGAUCGUAGGCAGCGAGGUCGAGAUGGACCAGUUCAAUUUGAGGAAGAUCCCUUUGGUCUGGACAAAUUUUUGGAAGAAGCCAAACAGCACGGAGGGUCUAAAAGACCCUCAGAUAGCAGCCGCCCUAAGGAACAUGAACAUGAAGGCAAAAAGAGGAGGAAGGAGUGAGUAGGGUAGCCUCAAAGAGAAUGAACUGUUAUCCUUAACUCUGAUGACAGUGGUCAUUGGGGGAUUCUAUGUAAAUGGUCAGGAUGAAAACCAAAUCUGGGGUUGUAGAUCCCACUACUUUUUAUUACUGGGGCUGAGGAAAAGGAAGGUACGUUUUAAACUAGUCUGUUUCUUUCUAAAGGAGGUGGGCCAUAUUAUCAGUGUAAGGCUUUUGCUUCCCCCUCAGUCAACCCACCUUUCCCCUCCCCAUUAGCAUUGGCAGAAGAAGCUCCAUACUACCCAGCAUACCAAAUUAAGACUAUUAUAUCUUUAGUGACAUUAGUUUUGGGGGAUUAACAUUUCAUAGUAGAACUAUUCCUUGUACAUAACAUUUAUCAUCAACCAUGCUGAAUAGUUGGGGGAGGUCUUCACACGAUGGAGCUGUCCACUGCUUGUUGAAUGUUUGCCCCCAUUGUGUGUGUGUGUGUGUCUAGUUUUAUUUUGGAAUGGGAGAGUCAGCUUCUGUGUGGUGCAACUGUUUUAAAUAAAACAUUUAGAUAAA
This is a messenger RNA of Dromiciops gliroides (monito del monte), 2269 nucleotides long. It is a transcript of the gene SNW1, whose product is annotated as SNW domain containing 1. Gene Ontology annotation, biological process: mRNA splicing, via spliceosome. The coding region runs from base 118 to 1728 and encodes 536 amino acids. Gene Ontology annotation, cellular component: spliceosomal complex. Lineage: Eukaryota; Metazoa; Chordata; Mammalia; Microbiotheria; Microbiotheriidae. The record is from RefSeq and is a predicted model, not a curated record. The transcript is spliced from 14 exons.